This is a messenger RNA of Penaeus vannamei (Pacific white shrimp), 1065 nucleotides long. The record is from RefSeq and is a predicted model, not a curated record. NCBI's taxonomy places the organism in Eukaryota, Metazoa, Arthropoda, Malacostraca, Decapoda, Penaeidae.
AUGACUGGCAGAGACACGCACAAAAAUACAGGUCCAUCACGCCUCACUGACCGAGUCACUAGAUCUGAGAGGCAGUCACUUUCGCUCAGCCAGAGUAAGACUUAUAUAAAGAGCAGAUGCAAGUGUGAAUACCCAGGAGAUACUUUAAAAGAUACUUCCCAUCUGACGCCGUCCUGGAACGCCUCUGUCAUCACGAUCAAGAUACCCAAGAACUUCCCCCUGAACGAGCCCCUCCUCACCGUCGCCCUCCUGUACAAGGCCGACCCGCCGCAGGACCAACCCACGACGCUCGAUGCUGAGAAAUUCAUCAAGGUUCUACCCGGAAGCACGAUAGGGGAGCUCAGGUUACCCGGCGACUAUGAGGAUGCCGGGAUCGGUUUGGGUCCGACAAGGAUUGGCGGGGAUCGGGCCAUGGGAGGCCUGCCAAAGCUGCCAGCUGGCGAACAGAUGGUACUCUUGUCCAACCCGCAAAACCUGUUCCAUCCCCGCUUACAGGACAGCAGCGAUACGCUCUCCCUCCGCUUGCAGCGGUCACUCAAACACUUGUACGACAAUUCCACCAACUCAGGCUACAACUGCGUGGAGGCCAUCAUCGGACUCAAUGGGACCCAACUGGAGCAGAAGCCGACCCUGGGCUGCAGUCGACGCAAGAACGGGCGCUCCAGACCCCGAGAAUCCGGGUCGUCUGUUCUCACCGUCAGAAUCCUCGUGAAGGAGGCUAUCAAUUGCGACCGUCCACCUAAGCAAGCGUGCAUGUUACCCGUCGAAGACAUUGUCCUCCACCAAUGGGAGAACAGGAAGCCCUCGCCUCUCCUCGCGCUCCCACGGCUCUCAGUCCUCUGCCCGAACCUGAGGCCCAACUACACCCUCACCAUGAAAGACCUCGACAACGGUCCGCCAGAACUGGUCACGAAGCCGAAUCAGCUGGUCAUUACGCCGUCCAAACCCCUAGACCGCGAGAGGCGAGACAAUUUCCUCACCUUCACCGUCACCUGCACGCUACAGACUAAUUGUGUCCCCUGGGAAGAUCAUAAGCGGGUGACAAGGAGAAUUAUUAGCCUGUGA